GGUUACAUAGGUUCAAAAUGAUUGUUUUUAUAUAUAUCCUUAAUUCAGUAGGAGGGUUCAGGGGAAAUGUUUUUGUCCAAUAUAGAAACUGGUGACACCUGUGUGUAUUGUGGCGAUGAAAAGUUGCUGUAGAAUUUACAAGUGGGAAGAAGUGGAGUGAUAUUUGGAAAUCUGACUUUUUGAAGCGUAAUUGAGCAAGCAAACCACUUAUGGACAAUGUGCAAAAGCUCUGGUUAAAAAAUGACAAGGAAUUUGUCUACAGGAAUCUCAAACAGAACAUACCAGUUUUGCUGUCUCUAUCCAGAUAUUUAAGAAGUGGAGCAAGGGAUUCACUCGAUCAUCCUUCCCGCUCAGACUGUGGGGAGGGAUUCACUCGAUCAUCAUUCCCGCUCAGACUGUGGGGAGGGAUUCACUCGGUCACCCUUCCCACUCAGACUGUGGGGAGGGAUUCACUCGAUCAUCUGACCAACUGGCAUGCCCGUUAUUUUGCAGAGGGUAGAUGCCAUUCAUCUGCUCAGACAGUGGCAAUGGAUUCACGCGGACAUUUCAACUGAAGGUGCAUCAGCAAGUUCACACUAGGACAAGGCCAUUCACCUAUUCUGUGUGUGAGAAGGGAUUUAGUCAGCGUUCCCACCUGUGGACACACCAGUCAGUUCACACUGGGCAGAAGUUGCUCAUCUGUUGAAUUUGUGGGGAAAGAUUCACUCGGUCAUCUGACAUAAUGGCUCAACAGCGAGUUGACACUGGGGAGCAGCCGUUCACCUGCUCAGACUGUGGGAAGGGAUUCACGUUGUCAGCUCAUCUGCAAGCACACCAGUCAUUUCACACUGGGGAGAGGUCACUCACCUGCUCAGACUGUGGGAAAAGAUUCACUUCAUCAUCUCAACUUAAGAUACAUCAGCGAGUUCACACUGGGGAGAGGCCGUUCAGUUGCUCAGUCUGUGGGAAGAGAUUCACUCGGUCAUCUGACCUAAUGUCUCACCAGCGAGUUCACACUGGGGAGAGGCCGUUCACCUGCUUGGACUGUGGGAAAGGAUUCACUCAGUCAUCAGCACUGAAGGUACACCAGCGAGUUCACACUGGGGAGCGGCCGUUCACCUGUUCGGACUGCGGGAAGGGAUUCAGUUGCUCAUUUAAACUGAAGGUACAUCAACGAGUUCACACUGGGGAGCGGCCGUUCACCUGCUUGGACUGUGGGAAGGGAUUCACUUGCUCAUCUAAACUGAAGGUACAUCAACGAGUUCACACUGGAGAGACGCCAUUCACGUGCUCAGACUGUGGGAAGCGAUUCACUCGGUCAUCUCACCUAAUGUCUCACCUGCGAGUUCACACGGGGGAGAGGCCAUUCACCUGCUCAUACUGUGGGGAAUCAUUGACUUGGUCAUCUGACCUAAUGUCUCACCAGCGAGUUCACACUGGAGAGAGGCCGUUCACUUGCUCAGACUGUGGGAAGGGAUUCACUCGGUCAUCUCAACUGAAGAUACAUCAGCGAGUUCACACUGGAGAGAGGCCGUUCACCUGCUCAGACUGUGGGAAGGGAUUCACUCUGUCAUCCACCCUAAUGACACACCAGGCAGUUCACACUGGGGAGCGGCCGUUCACUUGCUUGGACUGUGGGAAGGGAUGCACGUUGUCAGCUCAUCUGCAAGCACACCAGUCAUUUCACACUGGGGAGAGGUCACUCACCUGCUCAGACUGUGGGAAAAGAUUCACUUCAUCAUCUCAACUUAAGAUACAUCAGCGAGUUCACACUGGGGAGAGGCCGUUCAGUUGCUCAGUCUGUGGGAAGAGAUUCACUCGGUCAUCUGACCUAAUGUCUCACCAGCGAGUUCACACUGGGGAGAGGCCGUUCACCUGCUUGGACUGUGGGAAAGGAUUCACUCAGUCAUCAGCACUGAAGGUACACCAGCGAGUUCACACUGGGGAGCGGCCGUUCACCUGUUCGGACUGCGGGAAGGGAUUCAGUUGCUCAUUUAAACUGAAGGUACAUCAACGAGUUCACACUGGGGAGCGGCCGUUCACCUGCUUGGACUGUGGGAAGGGAUUCACUUGCUCAUCUAAACUGAAGGUACAUCAACGAGUUCACACUGGAGAGACGCCAUUCACGUGCUCAGACUGUGGGAAGCGAUUCACUCGGUCAUCUCACCUAAUGUCUCACCUGCGAGUUCACACGGGGGAGAGGCCAUUCACCUGCUCAUACUGUGGGGAAUCAUUGACUUGGUCAUCUGACCUAAUGUCUCACCAGCGAGUUCACACUGGAGAGAGGCCGUUCACUUGCUCAGACUGUGGGAAGGGAUUCACUCGGUCAUCUCAACUGAAGAUACAUCAGCGAGUUCACACUGGAGAGAGGCCGUUCACCUGCUCAGACUGUGGGAAGGGAUUCACUCUGUCAUCCACCCUAAUGACACACCAGGCAGUUCACACUGGGGAGCGGCCGUUCACUUGCUUGGACUGUGGGAAGGGAUUCACUCGGUCAUCUGACCUGAAGAUACAUCAGCGAGUUCACACUGGAGAGAGGCCGUUCACCUGCUCAGACUGUGGGAAGGGAUUCACUCGGUCAUCUCAACUACGGAGACACCAGCGAGUUCACACUGGGUAGAGUCUGAUCACCUGCACAGACUUUGGGAAGAGAUUCUCUCAGCCAGAUCAACCAACUGUGCAUCAUUGAGUUCACACUGGGGAGAGGCUGUUCACUUGCUGUUAAUGUGGGAAGCGAUUCACUCAGCCAGCUAACCUUAUGUUAACUCACUUUGGCUGGCAACUUAAGUUUGGAGUUGAUAGUCCCCAGCCCGGCCAAACUUAAGAAAUCUUGUUUGGGUGGAUGCUGUGUGACGUGUCCCCUGUUACAGAUCAGUACACUGAAAUUACAAACAGUACACAAUAUGUGAUUAAACAAUUGAGCUUUAUAAUUCUUACUUUGACUGUAGGGUUAGUAAAGUAAACAAACAAAAAAAAAGGAAAAGGGCCCACUCUCUCCAUUCACGUCUUCUCAUCUCUCCCCAGCAAAUGACCACAAAAUCUCUCCUCCAGACUCACAAGAAAGAAGAUUUCUCUCAUCGGAUAGCCCUGCACUCCAAAACCCUGUUUUCUCUGGUCUUAACCUAAACAUUGCUGCUUACAGAGAAACCAUUGUCU
Messenger RNA from Hypanus sabinus (Atlantic stingray), 3135 nucleotides. Its product is annotated as zinc finger protein 585A-like. Gene Ontology annotation, cellular component: nucleus. NCBI's taxonomy places the organism in Eukaryota, Metazoa, Chordata, Chondrichthyes, Myliobatiformes, Dasyatidae. Gene Ontology annotation, biological process: regulation of transcription by RNA polymerase II. The coding region runs from base 722 to 2599 and encodes 625 amino acids. The record is from RefSeq and is a predicted model, not a curated record. Gene Ontology annotation, molecular function: RNA polymerase II cis-regulatory region sequence-specific DNA binding; DNA-binding transcription activator activity, RNA polymerase II-specific. The transcript has 2 exons.